AACUUUCCUGGCAUCUUCCUUUGGCAAAAUCAUGGCUGCUCAGACAGCUCCCAUGCGCGGGUCAACAAAGAGCAAGAAGAAUAAACGGAAUGCAGUAAAGCCUGUGGACAAGCGAAAGCUUAAGCGAAGCGCAGAGGAAACCGAACUGACUGAUUUGGCGGAGAAAACAAAGGAUCCGGAACCUUUUCUGAAAAACCCUGAGCUUAAACAAUUUUCUCAACUUCCCCUCUCUCAAAAAACCGCGAAUGGCUUGAGUAAAGCCAACUUUGUGGAAAUGACUGAUAUCCAACGGUCCUCGCUACCAUUGUCUUUAUGCGGGCGAGACGUUUUAGGUGCCGCGAAAACUGGGUCAGGAAAGACCCUUGCUUUUCUUCUCCCUGUUCUCGAAGUCCUAUACCGGGCAAACUGGACACAAAUGGAUGGAGUAGGCGCCUUGAUCAUAUCACCAACGCGCGAACUAGCCCUACAAAUCUUCGACGUGCUGAAGAAGAUUGGCCGAAAUCAUACUUUCUCCGCUGGGCUUCUCAUAGGUGGUAAAGACCUCAAAUCUGAGCAGGAGCGUGUCUCCAAAAUGAACAUUUUGGUUUGCACGCCCGGCCGUUUGCUACAGCACAUGGAUCAGACGCCGGAUUUCAAUUGCGAUAACCUGCAGAUAUUGGUCCUGGAUGAAGCAGAUAGAGUUCUGGACUUGGGAUUUGAAAAAACAAUCAAUGCGAUCGUGGAAAAUUUACCAAGAGCGAGACAGACAUUGCUCUUUUCUGCAACGCAAACUAAGUCUGUGAAAGAUUUGGCGAGGCUGUCUCUUAAGGACCCGGAAUACGUGGCGGUUCACGAACAAUCUGAGAGUAGCACCCCGAAGCAAUUGGUGCAAAAGUACCUUGUCUGCGAUCUUCCGCAAAAGCUCGAUAUCCUCUACUCCUUCAUUAAAACCCACCUGAAACAAAAAAUUAUUGUGUUUGUGUCUAGUUGCAAGCAGGUGCGAUUUGUUCACGAAACCUUCUGUAAGAUGCAGCCUGGUAUUAUUUUGAACUGCCUCCAUGGCAAGCAGAAACAAGCAAAGCGGAUGGCUAUUUUUGAGCAAUUUUGUCGAAAGAAGGCAGUUUGUCUGAUUGCCACUGACGUGGCUGCGCGCGGUCUCGACUUCCCCGCAGUGGAUUGGGUUAUUCAGCUUGAUUGUCCAGAGGAUGCAGAGACAUAUAUCCAUCGUGUAGGGCGAACAGCCAGAUAUGAAGCAGCUGGCAACGCUCUACUCUUUCUGCUUCCAUCAGAGGAAAAGGGGAUGAUGGCUUCAUUGGAACGUAAGAAAGUGCCGAUAUCCAAAAUCAGGGUGAAUCCGAGCAAAACGACGAGUGUCGCGAAACAAUUGCAAGCCUACUGUUCCCAAAGUCCGGAAAUCAAGUAUUUAGCCCAGAAGGCUUUCAUUAGCUAUAUGCGAAGCGUCCAUCUUCAAGGAAAUAAGGAGAUUUUCAAUGUCCAGGAGUUACCAGCUGAAGCGUACGCCGAGAGCUUGGGAUUACCUGGUGCUCCCAAGAUUAAAUUUGUCAAGACAUCUGAGAAAAAGAAUGCAUCGCGUCAACUAGAGAAAGUGGCAGAUGCAUCCGCCGCUGAAAAGGGAAAACCAACUGCCGAAGACUCGGAGUCAGAAUCAGAAGCUGCAAGCAAGAAGACAACCAAGGUCCGAACCAAGGUGGACAAAAUGUUUGAUAAGAAAAACCUGACCAUCUUGUCAGACCAUUAUGCAAAACUAAAAGCAAGCGAAGAUACUGAUACGUCGGAGGAUGAAGAAGCCGCCGAAUCAAGACCACGUAAAGGCGCGGAGGCAGAGGACGAGGACGACUUUUUGACGCUCAAACGUGCGGACCAUGGUAUAGAAGAUUUGCCUGUCCCUGCGCCUCCUACCGAGAGUCUGAGUCAUCGUCAACUCCUCAAGAGUAAGAAGAAGGCUCUCAAGGAGAGGGGAUUGGGCAAAAAGAUGUAUUUUGACGAUGAUGGCAAUCCCAUUCUUGCGUACAAGUUGGAGACGUUGGAUGAGUUUGUGCAAGAAGAAGGCCUGGAAUCCCGGCAACAAAAAUUCUUGGAGGAGCAAAGAGGAGAGAUGAAUGUUGCUGAUGCGGUUGAUAAGACCGUGGCGAAGGAGAAAUUGCGAGAAAAGAAAAAGGAAAAGAAAGCUAAAGAGAGGGCCGCCCGGCAAGAGGAAAGUGGAGGACAUGAGGGGGUAGCUCUUGGUGGAGCCGAAGACUUUGAUGACGAAUCUGCAUCUGACGCAAUGAGCUACCGCAGCGGAGAGGACGACUUUGAAGACGGAUCAUCUGACUAUGAGGCGGCAUCGGGAGAUGAAGAUGAUCAUCCUGCACUGAUGGAGCUUGAUCUAAAUGAAGAUUCCGAUGAAGAGCCCGUUGCCGCAGUUGAAGCUAAUGAAUCUGGAUCGAACUCACGGAAGCGCAAGCGCGCCAAGACAUCACAACCGGCUGCGGUGAAUGGCCCUACUGUGAUCAAGAAAUCCAAGAAGCAACCGGGACUUUCUGACCUGGACGGUGCGUCAUUAGAAGAUAUUGCACUCCGCUUACUGGAAAGCUAGCAACGUCUCUAGUAAACCUUCUGCUGUACAUAUCAUUUGGAUACUGCACAUAGACUAGAUUGUUUUAGUAUAUACUAUUUUUGUGACAAAGAGGCUUUAAGAUGAGGAUAAUGUUAUAAUGCA
Messenger RNA from Spizellomyces punctatus DAOM BR117, 2701 nucleotides. RefSeq names its product RNA-dependent ATPase HCA4. Gene Ontology annotation, biological process: rRNA processing. The coding region runs from base 32 to 2578 and encodes 848 amino acids. The transcript has 7 exons. NCBI's taxonomy places the organism in Eukaryota, Fungi, Chytridiomycota, Chytridiomycetes, Spizellomycetales, Spizellomycetaceae. The record is from RefSeq and is a predicted model, not a curated record. Gene Ontology annotation, molecular function: ATP binding; nucleic acid binding; RNA helicase activity. Gene Ontology annotation, cellular component: nucleus.